Molecule: messenger RNA, 3724 nt
Organism: Pectinophora gossypiella (pink bollworm)
Lineage: Eukaryota; Metazoa; Arthropoda; Insecta; Lepidoptera; Gelechiidae
Product: cleft lip and palate transmembrane protein 1-like protein
Exons: 8
Coding region: 80-1699 (539 amino acids)
Cellular component (GO): endomembrane system; membrane
Source: RefSeq, a predicted model, not a curated record
GUCAAAAAAAGGGUUUGUUUUUGUGGUAAUAGAUUUUAAUUUCUUCUAUAAAGUAACAGUUUCUGUAAACUUUACUGUGAUGAAAUAUAUAUCCGUUAGUUUGAUUCUUACUUUAAUUUUCGCUGUCUAUGUUAUUAAUACUAUAUGGACACUAGCUGAGAUUUUUAUACCGCCAGAAUGUCGUCGUGGCGAGAGAUGUUAUUCUUCAUAUUUAGCAACAAAUCCCGUACAAAAUCUAGUUCUAUAUACUUCUAUAAAGGAACAUCCUUACCUAGAUGGAUCAUCAGCGGAGUCUGUUACUAAGGUUUAUACUUCAACAAAGUUCGACUAUAGAAAUCCGGCUACAUUCGAUAUUGCGCUGAAAGUGCCACGUAGAACUCGCAAUAAUGGAACGUUGUACAUGCACGCAGUGUUGUUGGAUGACAGCCGACUAUAUAAGGAUUUCGACGAGAUCCGGCGCUCGGAACCGGUACACACGCUGCCACUGGUCACGCACAUCGAACCACAAGCAGCUACAUUUAACCUGUUACAGCAAAAUGCAGAUGAAGAGAAACCAAAAGAGCGUAGUAAUAUGCAACCUUUCUCACAUAUUUCAACACAAGUUCCACUUUCUAUCCUCACAGAUGACUUGAACUUGCCUGCCAAGAAGAUACCCGGGGAGCUAUAUCAUUACAUAAGGGUCAGACAUGGCAAGUUCUUGCCAAUUGUCCAGCUGAACGUACUCAAGUCCCGGAUGUCUCAGCUGCAGCUUCUUAACAGCAGCACUACGGAAGUGAAUGUCACUGUGACUGUAGCACCAACUUCAUAUGGUUCAUUCCGUUUGGCCAUCCACGUGCGACUGGCAUUGCAACAACUACACAGUCUGGGCUUCAGUGAGAAAGAUGUAGAUGACGUGAAGGGUAUUUUUGCAGAUACAAACCUAUACUUAUUAUCAGCUACAGUACUAAUUGCAAGUUGUCACUUGCUGUUUGAUUUCCUAGCGUUUAAGAAUGAUGUAUCGUUCUGGCGCCGCAAGCAGUCCCUGGCGGGGCUGUCGGCGCGGACCGUGUUGUGGCGCGCCUUCUCGCAGCUUAUCAUCUUUUUCUACCUUAUGGACGAGAAGACAUCUCUUCUGGUUCUGGUCCCGGCGGGUAUUAGUUCUAUCAUUGAGCUAUGGAAAGUGACGAAGGUACUGCACCUCCGUAUAUCGUUCUCGGGCGGCAUGCCCAGGAUAUGGCGCGACACGAGCGCGGAUGCUGGUGAGCGCAGCACGGCCAAGGCUGACGCUGAAGCUAUGAAGUACCUCUCCAUGCUGCUCUACCCGCUCUGCGUCGCCGGCGCGAUAUACUCGCUUGUCUAUGAACCGCAUAGAAGCUGGUACUCGUGGGCGCUUCAUAGCGUUGUGAACGGCGUGUACGCGUUCGGGUUCCUGUUCAUGCUGCCGCAGCUGUUCGUCAACUACCGGCUGCGGUCCGUGGCCGCGCUGCCGUGGCGCGCGUUCAUGUACAAGGCGUUCAACACGUUCAUUGACGAUGUCUUCGCGUUCAUCAUCACCAUGCCGACAGCGCACCGUGUGGCCUGCUUCCGCGACGAUCUCGUCUUCCUCGUCUACUUGUACCAGAGAUGGUUGUACCCGGUAGACAAAUCGCGUACCGACACAGCAGCUAGUAUGGAUGAGAACCCUGAAGAGGUGGAACCGGUGGAGAAGAAGAAACAGUAACUCUUUACGUUAACCAAGAAGAUACAAAUGAAGGUAACACUCAAAUUAAAUAGACAAAAACGCAAAAAAUGUGACCACGAAUUCCUUGUUCCGGCAAGCAGUGUCAUGAAAGUUAUAGGUAAACUCUGGUUGGAGAUGGCACUUAUAAAAGACUACGACGUUACGCUUCCACUAAUAUCAGGUCACGCCUCACUUUAAAUGCGAGAACUAUAGCUAUUACUCAAAUCAUAUUUCUAAAUACAUCAUAACCUGUCACUACGGCAUUAUAAAACAUAAAACGAUUAUUUGAAAGGUCUUAUUAGUACGCGAUCCAUCGGGCCUGAAGCGUCGGGAUCUCACGGCGGCCACAAUUUAACCAUACAUUUUAUACUUUCACCCGACGCAUGGGACCUGAUGAAUCGCAUAAUGUAAAUAAGGCAAUUUCAUAAUUUAUUUGUUUAGGGUGUCACCUCCACUUUAUUGUAUAACUUCUUGGGAUUAACUGUUCUAGUUGUCAAUGCAACGAGGCUAUCUCAGGUGCUAGGCGCCCGGUGCCGCAAAUAUUUAGAACUAAUUUUGUUAUUUCAUUUUAGUGUUAUUUUAUAUGGCAUGUUAUAGGUAUUUAGGCACUUUUCAGAAAGAUAUACAAGCAAUAAAGCAAUUUAUUUCCUCAGAAUUAGCUCAAAUUAAGUGUCGUCUUAUUUCCUGUUAGUGUUAUGAAUGCUUGACUGACUAUUGGAAUAAAUUCUCUGGCAAUCGAUGGCACUUAUGUCUAAAUGAAGUAAUGUUAGUAUGCUGUGUAUGCGCUAGAGCUUUCUAGAACGUAGAUGUUGUAUGUUUACCUAACACGGAUACUGCUGGCAAGAUAACAGAGAAUGAGUCACUACGAGUAAUGACUAAGUUUUAGCAAUGAGCACCCCAUGCUAACAAAUUUGAGAAUUACUAUUUUCCAGCAAAGUAGACCAUGUUUUCCUGCACUGUUAAGGUGCUCCUUCACCAGGAUCAUUUGCCUGUAAUGUAACAUUUUAUGAUUCGAUUUUGAGCACUACGUUACAAUACUGCGUAUCUGAUGUAAUGCUCGGAUUUGUAACGUUACAUUACAGGUGAAUGUUCGCGGUGAGUCAGCACCUUUAGGAGAAUACCUAUUGAUUAAGAAAAUUAUCUUUGUACAACUCGUUCUCGCUUACAUAUCGCUGUCGUUCUCGCUCGAAAAUAUAUAUAUAUACACUUUUAGACCAAUGUCGCGAUGCCCCAACGAAACAUUCUCUGCAAUCUUGUCUUGUUGUUCUUUUCAAAGGGGAGGAGUACAGGGGAAAUGUAACUUAUUGGGUCAAUUAUGUUACGUGUUACUAUUGUAUUGAUUAGCUGAUUUUUAAUUUACGUAUAUAAAUUAUAUAAAUUUAUAAAUUAUACAUACGCGGUAGCUAAAACAAUUAUGUUGAAGAGAAAUAACAUCAAGUACAAAGGCGAGCUUAUCACUUCAGUUUUCUACCAGCCAACCUUUGACUCGUAUUGUCUAUCCGAUAACAUUUAGUAUAAUUUUACUCACAGCGAUUUCUAUGGACAGGGUUGUAUGUAUGAGAUAGUAACAAAACUAUGACUAUUACUGAUGAUAAUUUUUCAUUUAGUCUUUGCUGCCAAAACUUAUAUAAAGAAAGUAAUUAUUGUUAAACAUUUGAAUGAAUUAAAUUAUGGUAAGUGCAGAUUAUAUUAGGAAAUAAAGUCCGUAGACAAUAACGAUAAUAAUGUCAAGUAUUUGACUGGCUCAAAGGUAAAUUAUAAAAUGCUAAUCUAGAAAUAGAAGCCAGUCCAAGAUGAUCUAAAAUCAAUCUCAUUUUACGUUUCUACUUAUUUUCGAAUUUUAUUUACGAAUUAAGUAACAGUGAAUACGACGUAUGACCGUUUUUAUUGAUGACGUCACAGGUCGGUGUUUCCAUACAAACUUCAACGAAAACUUUCGUUUUGACGUUUCGUUUAAAAGUAUUUCAUUUGACUAGGUUUGGUCCUUGGACUAGGUUGUCAAGUACAUGUUAUGUCAAGUUAUCA